UUGUACUAUUGAACUGAACUUUGAGAAGAUAGAGGGAAGCACGGGAUCAAAUUGGCAAGGUCUACAGGACAUGAUAGGUACUGAGAAGGAUUCUAAGACUCGGCUUCGUCUCAGAAGUGAACCAAAGGACAUCUCAACAGGACCUGGUAAGAUGCCACUGACGACGUCUCUGUACCGUAAGCCAGCCUCGGCCCGCUGGUCCAGAAGGACACAGAAGCGCAGGGAGGUGCUCUCUGUCAACAUGAUCAGCCUCCCAUUGGCCGACUUCCGCCAUGUUUCCCACAUCGGGAACAACGACCAUAGCGACAGCUUCGGGGACCUGUCCUUUCUGAAAGGGGGCAACAGCCUGGUGCUGCAAAGCUCUCAGAGUGAGCAGAACCUCUUGCUGGCCUGCUACCCUCCACCCAAACCCUUACGCCUUAACCUGGACGAGGCCACGGAGAGCCCCGAGUGGACCAGGGCCCACAUGAGCCACAGUGCCUCAGAGAGGAGGAAGAAGUGCAGCUCCUUGCCCCUGCUGGACAGCGAGGAGGGUGAGGGGAAUGGGGAGAUGGAUGGCAGGGUUAGCCCCAGCCACAGGGUCAUGGUCAGCAGCCCCAGUCCUGCCCGUGGCAGCCUGAGUUCUGGCCGGGAUGGAGACUCCACUCAGACCUGCUCUGAGGACACGCAGCAGCUGGAUGAGGUGGACAAUAGCUUCUCCUUCAGCCUGGACCUGGGCCCCUCCAUCCUGGACGAUGUGCUGCAGGUCAUGGACAGGCUCCACUAUUAGAGGAACAGCCAGACAGAGACCUUACUAACGUCAUCAUUGUAACUGGCAUUAGAACACUCAGCUGCCAUAAGACGAUGAACGGCUGACAUAAAAUAGAGUACGGUUACAUGCACACAAUAAUAUGAUUAUUGUGAAUAGUCAGAUUAAUAUAGUAGUUCAAAUAAACAUUUACAUGCUUUGCAAGAAGAACAAUUUCCCUAAUAAUCCUGUUGACAUAGACCCAUCUGAAAUCAGGCUAUUUGAUGGGCCUUUAAUAAACGCAGAAAAUCACCAAUCAAAACAAACGUUCUACCACAGCGACCAUGUUAUAUUUGUGAAGCAUAUUAGAUUCUGAGUUUACACGUGAAAACUAUUUCUAAUAUGAAUGCUUUCAGUUUACUUCAAUUAUGACCUUACACCGAUUAAGAUAGUCAUGUAAACUGCUUAAUCUGCCUACUGCCAAUUAGUUUCAUAUUGAAUUAUUAGUGCAUGUAAACACACUCCAGUGUCAGAGCAUUUGAAACACCAUGGAGAUAUAACCUACAAAGGGAUCUCUUCCAUUUCAUACGAGGUCAUCGACAAGAAUAAGAGUGCACAUGGACUUCCACUUUAACUUACUCCUUCUCUCAUUUUACUUAGAAAAAUGUUUGCUAUCUAUAGUAGAUUAUUAUGACAGAACGCUUCUCAUGAUGGAGUUGUACGCUAAUUUGAACAUUUCUUGACUGUAUCUGUUGUUUCUAUGAUACAGUAAUAGAAUCAGAAUGAGUGUCUAUUGUCUAUUGAUGUUUAAGGGUUAACGUUGGAAUUCAGUCUAUGGGGCAAAGUUCAUGUUCUUCUAGCAUUACCUGUUGCAGCGGUAAAUAAAAUGUUACAUAGUCUAGUUAAUAAUUUAGCACCUAAUUUAUCUUAAAGGCCCAGUGCAUUCAAAAACCAAAUUUCCUUGUGUUAUAUAUAUAUUUUCACACUAUGAGGUUGGAAUAAUACCUGUGAAAUUCUCUUUUGGUGUAAGAGCCGUUUAAAAAUAGUGCCUGAAAUUUCAGCCUGUUUUGGUUGGAUGGAGUUUGGGCCUGCCUGGGGACAUCACCAAGUGGUAAAUUAGUUAAUAGACCAAUAAGAAAGAGUUCCAAACCUUUCUGUCAAUAACAGCUAGUUUUCCCCUUCCCACUCAGACCACUCCCAGACAGUCCAAGCAAAAUUCUUCCUUGAGAAAUUGCUCUUUGCUAAGAAGCUAUUUUUCUUUCUUUUUGACCAUUUUAAUUUAAAACAAAUAACAGUAAGGUACUUAAUUGUUACCAAGACAUUAUUUGAUAUUGAGAUAAAAACAGCUGCAUUGGACCUUUAAUCUGUUAAAAAAAGUAAAGUAGGCAUCUUCAGAUGGCUGCUUUUUGUCCUUUCUCAGUUUAAAACCCAGUUCCUUUCUACAGAUCUCUUGAUGAGACCAAUGUUAGACUUUAGAGUGUAAUGUUAAAGAAAUAAAUAAGAAUGAAGGCUUAGUUUUCAAGGUCCUGAAGCUGUGACGUAUUGGCAUCCUUACCAUUAUGGUGUGUGGGGAGGGCAAUCUCUCCUCCGCACGCAUCUUAGAGGCCCCACUCGAAGGUGCACGAAGGUACCCCCGUCUCUCUUUCCCAACAACACAGUGAAAACAAACACUUAGCUCUGCUUCUAAUAAAGCCGGCGGUUGGCGGGCUGCAACCUCAGCCAGGCCGCAGGUCCGGACCCCCAAAACCCCAGCACUGUUUUCUUAGCUGUAAAUCGGAGUCCCUCGCUCUGAUGAGUGGCACGAGAGGGGAAAGUGGCGAGGGGUAAUGUGAUACUUCCACAUGUGCUGCUAGGACCCAAGGAGGCUGGGGACCAGAGCCAUCCAUUACCAGCAAGGCUCCUGAUGAGAGUUUAAACUAUACCUGCUGAACCAACAGGGCUUGACGCACCCCUCACCACCCCCAGUCCUGGGCCCACUCACCCACCUGCCAGGGGAGCUGGGAGAGAGCCACAUCCAGCACCACAGCAGGGGGUUGUCAGGAAAGGAAAGCAGUGGGGCAAAGCCAAAAGCAGUCACAUUCCAGGGGUCCCUGAGGAACUACAGAGAACUUCACUAGCCAUGAGUGUCCUGCUGCUGGCAGGCAGUUAAACAGUGUUUGCACGUUAACAAUCCACUGAUUUUUGUGGGUACAUCUGUACUUUAUAUCCGUUCCAUGCAUCUUUCAGGAAAACCAAUUGUUAUGGCUUUCAGUGUACUGUAUGUUUUAUGAGAAUAAUAACACAUUGGGUAAGACUGGUAGACCAGUGUGUACUGUAACUUU
Messenger RNA from Oncorhynchus nerka (sockeye salmon), 3048 nucleotides. RefSeq names its product cdc42 effector protein 2-like. The record is from RefSeq and is a predicted model, not a curated record. The coding region runs from base 71 to 769 and encodes 232 amino acids. Gene Ontology annotation, cellular component: membrane; cytoplasm. Gene Ontology annotation, molecular function: small GTPase binding. Lineage: Eukaryota; Metazoa; Chordata; Actinopteri; Salmoniformes; Salmonidae. The transcript is spliced from 2 exons. Gene Ontology annotation, biological process: regulation of cell shape; positive regulation of actin filament polymerization; positive regulation of pseudopodium assembly.